This is a messenger RNA of Charadrius vociferus (killdeer), 961 nucleotides long. It is a transcript of the gene NFU1, whose product is annotated as NFU1 iron-sulfur cluster scaffold. The record is from RefSeq and is a predicted model, not a curated record. The transcript has 8 exons. Gene Ontology annotation, molecular function: iron-sulfur cluster binding; iron ion binding. NCBI's taxonomy places the organism in Eukaryota, Metazoa, Chordata, Aves, Charadriiformes, Charadriidae. Gene Ontology annotation, biological process: iron-sulfur cluster assembly. Gene Ontology annotation, cellular component: mitochondrion. The coding region runs from base 24 to 782 and encodes 252 amino acids.
CGGCGGCCCUGAGGAGAGCCAAGAUGGCGGCCGCGCGGUGGCUCGGGGCGGCAGCGGGGCUGGGCGGCCGGUUCUGUCGUACGAUGGUAAAAGAUCAUAACUUGAGAACUCAACAGUCUUUCUACCAACUUGCGCCAAAGAAACCAUUUCUUCCAUCUGGAGUAUGGCAUAAUGCAGUAAGAUGUAUGUUUAUUCAAACUCAGGACACGCCAAAUCCAAAUAGUUUGAAGUUUAUUCCAGGGAAGGAAGUGCUGGAGUCGAGGACUAUGGAGUUUUCCACACCAGCCGCAGCAUUUUGCUCACCUUUAGCAAGGCAGUUAUUCAAAAUUGAAGGGGUUAAAAGUAUUUUCUUUGGACCAGACUUCAUCACAAUCACGAAGGAGAGUGAAGACCUGGAUUGGAACCUAUUGAAACCAGAUAUUUAUGCAACUAUAAUGGAUUUCUUUGCCUCUGGCUUACCUGUAGUUACUGACGAGGCACCUAGGACAGAUACAGCUGCCUCAGAAGAAGAUGAUGAAGUUGUAUUGAUGAUUAAAGAACUGCUGGAUACAAGAAUAAGGCCGACAGUGCAAGAAGAUGGUGGUGAUGUUAUUUAUAAAGGCUUUGAGGAUGGGAUUGUGCAGCUGAAGUUGCAGGGUUCAUGCACCAGCUGUCCCAGUUCCAUCAUCACCCUGAAGAAUGGGAUUCAGAACAUGCUCCAGUUCUACAUCCCUGAAGUAGAAGGCGUGGAACAGGUUGUUGACGACGAUGAUGACGUGGAGAAAGAAGCAAAUUCUACUUGAACUAGCAUCAUCUGCGGCCAAAUACGUAUUUACCUCAUGGUGUACGUAAACUAUCUUUGUGCUGAGGAACAGCCAAAUUUGCCUUUCUUUUCAGAAAAAUAGUUGCACUUAUAUCUGUGAACAUGUGUCAUCAGUUUAAGCAGUUUGUCCACUAAUUUAUUAAAUGCCCUGCAUUCAAA